AAAAAACAUCAGUCACACGUCAUAUUUUUGUUGAUUUAUUUCUAUCUUCUUGAAAACAUUUUUUUUUAAUGAAAUGUUACCAAGAUUAUUAAAAGCAAAUGAUAUCCGCAAACAUCAAAUAAAUACUUUAAAGAUAUUUAAUGAAAACGUUGCUGAAAUUAUCGAAGGAGAAGAAUAUGAUUUAUAUUUUAAUUCUGGAGGUAACAAUUUAUGUUUAAAAGUAUCUUUACCUAAAGAUUUUCCCAAUGAAAAACCUUCGUUAAAAAUAAUACCCACAAUAGUACAUACUUGGAUAACUAGUGACGGUGAUAUUACUUCAGCCCCUGGUUUGCUUAAUUGGACUGUACAUUCGGAUUUAGGUAGAGUAGUACAAGCAAUUAUUAGAGAGUAUCAAAGAACUCCACCACCUUUAGCUGUUAAUCAAUCAGCGAGUAUGUCACCUACGAUUCCAAUAAGUAAAAAAAUAUUUUUUAUUUGUCAAAAACUAGUUUUUAUUAUUGAAAUUUCAGAUGGCGAAAUUCGGGCGAGUCCAAUAAAUUUCUCCACGUUCUCAAAUAUGAAGAGUUUUUCACCUCCACCUCACCCACAACAAAUUCUGUCUAUUCCAGAAUUAUCGACGUUAACUUUAGACGAAUUACAAUUUUUGAAUGAAAAUACAGACAAACAGGACGAAUUUAUUGAACAACUUGCCCCUAUUAAAGAACAAAACAAAGCUUUAGACAGUUUAAUUCAAAACGUAGAAGAACUAGCAGAAAGUAACUUUAGUAAAGAAGAUAAAUUAAAAGAACUGAAAAAAAGCGUAGAAAAUAGAUUAGAAGAAAUAACAAAAUUGGCGUUUGAAAAUGAAAGAUUACAUUCUGUGUAUCAACAAUUAUAUGACAAAUACGCUCCGAGAAAUAUACAGGAACAACUUAAGUUAGAAGCAGAAAAGGCCGACAUAGAGAGUGAGAGAGUAGCCGAAUCGUUUUUAAACGGAGAUAUAGACGUCGAUAAAUUCGUUAGUGAUUUUAUUAAAAUUAAAACUUUGUCACAAAGUAGAAAAACUAAGGAAGAAAAAUUAGGUCAGCAAUUAGAUAGACUGGAACAAGCUGGAUUCUAAUUACUUUCGUGCAAUUCUAGUUUGUAGUUUUUUUAAUAAUAAAAUAAUUCAUAAUCAA
Messenger RNA from Diorhabda carinulata, 1157 nucleotides. RefSeq names its product vacuolar protein sorting-associated protein 37A (gene Vsp37A). The transcript is spliced from 4 exons. NCBI's taxonomy places the organism in Eukaryota, Metazoa, Arthropoda, Insecta, Coleoptera, Chrysomelidae. Gene Ontology annotation, biological process: ubiquitin-dependent protein catabolic process via the multivesicular body sorting pathway; protein targeting to vacuole; protein targeting to membrane. The record is from RefSeq and is a predicted model, not a curated record. Gene Ontology annotation, cellular component: ESCRT I complex. The coding region runs from base 74 to 1099 and encodes 341 amino acids.